Paramuricea clavata is the source of this 5756-nucleotide messenger RNA. NCBI's taxonomy places the organism in Eukaryota, Metazoa, Cnidaria, Anthozoa, Malacalcyonacea, Plexauridae. The record is from the annotation of a GenBank genome assembly.
AUGCGGAAGGACAAAGAUGGAGCGAAGGCACUGCACUUAAACAUCAGCAAGGAGAAAUAUAAAUGCAUCUCCAAUUUCUUUUUUACCAUCGAGUCAUGUGUGAAAUUUCCACCGAAGCUGAAGUUGUGUCGUUAUAACGGCUGGAUUCUUGACGUUCAACGUACGGAUAAUGUAUCGAUGUAAGUGAUUUUAUAUUAUUAUAUCUUCCGUAUUAAAUAUAACAAUGCCUGAACGAAAACAUCAGAAGCAAUUAUACUACAUGAAUACUAUUUGUAAAUUUGAAAAACGUUUUAUCCGAAAUAUAUUUAUUAAUCUUUCAACUAAAAAUCUUCUCGCAGCGAUAAAUCGCAUUUAGUGUUGUCCUUUAAACUUUACGCACAUGGUCAAACGAUUUAAAGGGCAAACAAUCAAAUAACAUUAUGAAAAACGCCUUAAGGGCAUCCAGGAGAUAUUGUUAGGAAUAUAUAGCGUAAGUGUAAUGAAUAGGAAGACUUGCACUCUGUUAAAAAUUCACUACGUUUCUAGUGUUGAGACUAUAUUGUGUUUACACUAUAACGAAGUGGUUUGCCGUAGCGUAUUAACAUUUUGGUAUUGUUUAACUGCGCGCACCGCAACUCCUUUGUAUGCGUACAGCUCUCAAAUUACGUUGCCUGAUUAGUUCUCCCAUUUUUUACCUCGUCGGUAACAAAUGAUUAACAUUGCGAUCGUAAACAGAUUUAUAAUAGAAAUACUUUAUAAUUUGCCCUAAAACAGCUAUUUUCUGUGUAGAGUUAAUACAUUGUAUGUAUACAGACUGGUUAUCACUUACCAGUUCGCAUUUGACACUACAUUUCCGUCACGCCUGUCUAGCGUGUCAGUUAGAUGCGUGAUACAUUACUUGCUAGUUUGUGUUAACUGUAUUGUAGUGUGUUACUAAAUCAAAAGCAUGGUAGCAAGCAUAUAGCAAAAAACGGAAAAUGAUGACAUGUUGGAAACCCAUAAUAUGGACUAAAGCAUGAUUCUGAAAUAGGACCCAAUUUGUUGUUUCUUUGACUAUUGAUAUAUAAUAAAACACUUAUUUACUGAGACCUCGGGAAAGCAGUGUAUUUUGUGGACCCUCAACCAUCGAUGUUUCCCGAGGCGAAUAAGUGAUAAAUAUGCUACAACCGGAAAUAAUUUUACGUGGCAGAUAUUCUGGGGGCGGAAAGGCCGUAGAGGCGAAUUGUGUCAGGCUCUCUUCAAUACCGAGAGCAUGAUACUCAGGUUAGCCCUGAAACGACAGUGCCGACAUAGCUUUCCGACUUCCGGAAAACAAAAGCGACAUCCUUUCUGAACAAAACAAAAGCGACAUUCUUUCUAGUCAGGUUUAGAAGGGUUGCUUUUAGGGGUUAUUGCUCUUAGUAUAAUAUUUUAAGAAAAUGACCAUGCACCACCUGAUAAGGUAAGGUAAGGUAAACUGAUAAUUAUACAGAAAAUAACUCGUAUACCUGGCAGAAAUUAAAUUUUAUUAUUUCCUGGGAUGAAAAACUGAUUAUAUCAUGGGAUGAAAAACUAUGCUUAAUUUAAUUUAAUUAUUGUAGAUUUCAUAAGGAUUGUCAUAGUUUUCUAUAAAUAUCAAUACAUAAUUUUAUUUCACUUUAAUACCACGAAAAAUAUAUGCACAAAAAAAACGAUUCGCUGUCAAGUCUCGCAAAUAUCAUCCAGUUGUAGACUGCGAGCGGUCCCUCCUUUCCUUUGUUGUACUUUUACAUAGUGAUAAAUGGUGGCUAAAGACGAUUUCAGCCAAGUUUCAUCAAGUUUGAAGCAGUGCAGUUAUUUUAUAUUCGAUAUUGUGUCCUUCGAUAUGUCAUUUAUUAAGGUAAUUCCGCAGUAAUUGUUCCCGAAAUGAGAAUGUGCUGAAACUUCCCAGGCAUGGAGUUUAUGAUAUAUACUUAAAGUAAAAUCACACAAAAAAGUCGGGGUCACCGAACUCGUUAAGAAGAUAUGACAAUCACAAUAUACCACCUUUACCCCAACAUGGGACCAUCUUGACGCUCAUUACGAGUAACAGCAAAAUCACAACAGCCCGAUAUUUAUUGACGUUUUUAGCGCGGAUUUUGCUUUAGUAAACCUAUCUUGUAAUUAUUUUUGAAAAAAUAUUGUGUUUUGAGCAAAAUGAAACUACUAACGUGUACAAUUCUGAUCCACAAAUGUCUUUUCCACAUUUCUUUACAUAUCUUUCUUUGAGAACAUGCAUUGAUAAAGGAUUUUUUUUUCAAGAUCCAGAAAUGAUUUUUCUUUUAAUUUCGGAUAUGAAAUGUAAAAUGCAUUAAAGAAAUAAAUUUUCAGUUAAAAAACGGGGGUCACCGAUCUUUUUAGGGAAUUGUGGCAUUAAAACGUGAAAUACAAGCAAAUAAAUAUACUACAGACACAAGGAACCCUAGCUACACUUUUGUAUGCCUUUUUUGAAAACAUUGAUUUUAACGUAAUUCUUUGCACGAAUGUAACCAGAGAUGUUUUGAAGUAACAUAAAAUUAUCAUAAAAUGAUUUUUUUUAAACGGUACGUAUAAUGGAUGAAAUUAUAAGUCAGUAUAAGAUGUGCACAGUAAACAUGCGCAAUGCAAUACUGCAGAAUUACCUUAAUAUCAGUGCCACCAUUUUAAUGGCUCGCCGCUUCCCUGGCCGAUAAAUGCCACUUAUUCGUCUUCAUAUGUAUUUCGAUUACAGUAUCCAACAGUACUUCGCUGUAGAAUAGUAUCAAUCGAAAAAUUGAAAACAUUAAUUGAUGAUUCCCUAAUCCCCUUAUUACGUUUUCGUAGCGCUUUGCAUUGUAGUUAUAGUGGCAUCACUGAUAAAGAUAGCGGCCUCGAAUGAAAAUAUUGAAUGUUUUCGCGAAUAUUUUGCUGUUGGCUAUCGCGCAUCUGACCCUAGCUUUUUUUAAAAAGUUCUUGCACGGGUCAGGACAAAAAAUAAACCAUCUUGAAUAUCAGUGAUACCACUAUAACCACAAUGCAAAGCGCUACGAAAACGUAAUAAGGGGAAUCUACGAAGGAAAAACCUCCCAUAAAAACAAAUCGGUUGAUUGGAAAGCCAAUCUUCGCAAUCUCCGCGAAAAUUCCUGGUGGCUACUUGACAGGGCGGAUUAACCUGAAAUCAGGCUCUAUUUUAUAAUAUUUUCAUGAAACGUUUGUUCGCCACCACAGCAACCAACUGAAUACAUAUUAUAUUUAUUGUAUUUUUUAUGAUUACGCAAAUAUUUAUUGUUUUUUUAUCAUAAAUCAUAAAAUACAAUAAAUAUAAUAUAUUUAGUUGGGUUUCUAAACCUGACUAUAAGCACUUCAGAAAGGAUGUCGCUUUUGUUUUUCGGAAGUCGGAAACUAUGUCGGCACUGUCGUUUCAAUGGCGGGGUUAUUUUCAGGUUUCGCCAUAUAUGCCAUGUUCACCGCCAUGGCCAUUUUACCCUAAAACAGUUGAAAUUACAUGUGCUAAAUAAAACGUAUACAUGUACUUUUACACAGGUCCUAUAGACUAUCAGUCCUUUAUGAGUUUUCAUUGUUCAAAAUGUCAUCUUUUUGCAGUUUUUGUUUUAUAGUCUACUGUCAUGACCUACACUCAUUGCGCUGUGUCGCGAAAUACUUGGGUAGGUUUAUGGCUUAUUUUCUCGUUAACUGUUUUAUACAAGUUUGUUUUUUUAAUUUCACAUAUGUUAAUGUACAGAACUUAUUCUAGGAACAAAACUACUUCUUAAGUUUUUUGUACUUGGAUGUCAGUGUGCUCUUACAUUCUUGCAGGGAUUGUUUUGUUACCUGUGAUGAAAUGCAGAGUGUAAAACAACUCAAGGCAGCAAUCAACCAUCGAUUUAACGAAAACUGUGGUGUUUAUUGGAACAAUUUAACCGAUGCCCAGUUGACUGAUUAUUCAUGGUCAAAAGUACGGGAGUUCAUGACUAACGGCGGGAAAACUUUGGUUGGCACUCUUACAACCGGUCAACAGCACUUCAUGAAAAAAAGAAACGAAGAGGGACAACUUGUCCCCAUGGACGAAUGUGAUCAGGCGUUCUUGGAAUCAUGUAAAGAUGCUGUUCAUGUAAAGAUGCUGUUGAGUCCACGUAUAUAAUCAAUGAAAAGUUACAGGUUUAUAUGCAUUGUUGGUAUGCUGUAAUGUACACUUGUGCACAGUUGCACAACAUAUCGUUGUGCAGCAUAGUUGGUGUUUAUAAUAAGAGAUCCACAACUGAGCAUUAGCAAGAAUUACAUUUUUAGGGUCAUUUUUUUAGACUCUACAUAGUACGAACAUGUUUUGCUGUUCACGUCACAGGAACAUGCUGAAAAUGGAAAUGUAAACUAAUAAUUCAUAAAUAUUUUGUUGAAUUCUAUAGGUUAACAGGUAUGGUGAAAUUCCAGAGGAAAAUUGGAAAUAUAUUUGGAUGGUACCCCAUUUACGGCUCAUACCUGCCACAAAGAAUGACAAUGAGGUGAAGGAUUACCUGGAAGGAAGUCUUGAAAACUAUGUCAUCAAGAUAGAGCGACCAUAUUCACUUGGCAUUUUUAAAUGGAAAGAAUUCAUUUAUCAUGCUAAGAUCUUUUUCAAAGUGAUUUCAUGCCAUUUAUAAUCUUAUUGAGUGCUGGAAUAGGCACCUGUCACUUUGAGAAAGUUCUAUCUCUUAUCCGUAAGUAAACUUAUUAAUGAACGCAAGGCUCCCUACAGUUUCCAAUAUAUGUCAGUAUUUUAUUAAACUAAAACCGAUUUAAUUAAUUUGAAUCUAAAAAAACAAUUUUUUUGCACAAGCCACUGUUUUCUGUUGUAUAAAAGAGUACUUUUAACUCACAAUCGCUACUCUUUACGUUACCAUGACAACAUGACGUCACCAUAACAACAUGAUGUCACCAUAUAUAUGGCAUAUAUUAACCAAAAAAGCCGUCUUAGCGGACAAAUAACCACGGUGACCUACCCUUUUCAUUGUGAAUAGUAGCGAAUGUGGGUUAAAUUUACUCUUUUAUAUAUGAGGAAACAAUGGCUUGUGCAAAAAAUAGUUGUUUUAGAUUUAAAUUAAUGAAAUAGGUUUUAGUUUAAAACACUGACAUAUAUUGGAAACUGUAGGGAGCUUCCUUAAAUAAUAAUAUGUUAUAACCAUGAAAACUUGUGGCAUCAGCAUAAGCAGUACAUGGUGCAAACAAAAUAUAUGGUGUUUUUGUAGGUUUGCAUAGCGAUAAAACAUAUAAUUUUGCUUACAUAUAUACAUAUUAUUAGCACUGAUGAAGAUCCGGGCUUGAGGAUCGAAAGCUUUGCAGUAAUAAAUUUACGCGGUGUUUCCACAAACAAAACUACUAUAACUAUAUGGUUUUCUUGUGUAGGUUUCUGCUCGACCAAUGUUAAGAUCAAUGAAAAUUUGGAACGUUAAAAAGGUUUACCACCACAAUAUAGGGCGAGGAAAGAUCUACCCAAGCAGACGUACAAUUUAAUGAUAAUUCUGUGCAUUAUUCUUCUAGAUUCUUGUCCAGUUCCUACUGCUGUCGGUGAAACAGCAAGUGGAAAGUCCACAGCGCUGACACUUAUCAGCAAACUGUGUGGGUUGCACACGGUGUCGAAGUCAUCGGGCGAGUUUAUUAUAUCUUAUCUAAAAAGAACAACAUUUCCCUUGUGCUUGGACGACCCAUCACGCCAAUCCAGCACCGUCGGACCACUGGUGUCUGUAUUCAAUGGUCUUGGGCAGCAAACAAAAGAGCGAGGAAACGAAACUCCCAGAACUUCAUUUCUCCUCACAGUAAACUUCACAAUGGAUGAUAAUAUAAGGUAA